CCAUCACUUUCAUUUUGGCUCUCUUUAUAACACAUCCAAUAUAGUCAUAACCAUACAGAACCCACCCACCAAAACAUAAAAACUCUUAGAUAUGCUUUUAUAAACCAUCAUCACAGACCAGACCCUUCUCAUAAAACCUUUCACAACUUUUUUCUGCUCAUCUCAAAAUCCCCCAUCUAAUAAUCCAGCAAAAUUCACUUCCUUUCCAGUCGUUUUCUUUGCUUUUAAUUUCACAGAAAAAAAAAAAAAAACUGCAAAAAAUAUGUCCAAAGUGAAGGGCAAAGAAGAGGGAAAACUCAGAAGGAUAAGAAAGUGCGUUGUUAGGAUGUUGACCAAGCUGAGGGACUCAUACAUGCAGGGCAUGGCGGAGUGCUCUGGAAAGUUUGACUAUGGAGCUGCCAUGGCGUGUCCAACUGUACCUGUAGCAAAUAUUCCAAGGAGUUACAGUGUCUCAUCCACCAAAUCGAAUAAUUAUGAAAAUGAAGAUUUCAGAGAACUCGUUAGGGCUGCUUCCACAAAGAGUUUAAGAGGAAAAGUUGAAGCAGAUCUUCUUAGUAAACAGAGGAAUUCUCCAUUAAUGGCUGGAGGAGGAGUACCCAAUAACAUGCCCAGAAGUUGCAGUGUUGGUUUUGGUCCUAUUGGAAGGAUUGAUGAAGACAGUCCUUGUGAAUUUCAAGGAGAUUUUAAGGUUAAGACAGAUUUAUACCCUCGGAGCAGAAGCUAUGCUACCUCUAAGAGAAGCAUUAAUGCUUUUUGAGCAUAAGUUGCAGGUUUCUGUCUUUGUCUUCUAUUUUUCUCAAGAUUGAUUACUCUGUCUUAAUUUGUUUCCAUUGUUGCUUAAAAAUUUUAGAGUGUUUUUCUUUUUUUUUUUUUUGGAUUGAAAUACUGAUGCUGAUAGGAAUUAUUCAAAUAUUUGACCAAAAAUAUUUGAACCGUAUAUGUUUUCACAAAAAGAAAUAUGAUAAUAUUUAUGUGUCCAUCAAUUCUGUAUGUAUAUAUAUAGAAGUGUAUUUUUGGCAUUUAAUCGGUAUAAUGCUUCAAUUUUCUUUUGGUAUGUUUCCUUGAGAUUCCCAGAUUUUGAAAUGAAUGUUAUUAUUAUUUAUAUCAUAAUCUAUAGCCUGAAAAAAAAAAAAAAUGGUGUUAAUGCAGUUGAUUUACUCAACUAGUACAUGA
Messenger RNA from Ziziphus jujuba (common jujube), 1173 nucleotides. RefSeq lists its product as uncharacterized. Bases 263 to 757 code for a protein of 164 amino acids. NCBI's taxonomy places the organism in Eukaryota, Viridiplantae, Streptophyta, Magnoliopsida, Rosales, Rhamnaceae. The record is from RefSeq and is a predicted model, not a curated record. The transcript has a single exon.